UUUACACUACACUUGUCCAUACGAAGCUACCGAGACUGUUAUUAGUGAUGAACUGAUUACUGACAAGCCGAAAGAUGUAUUUAAAAAAAAUGUCAUCAAAUCACGAUAUAUGGAUUGGGAAAAAGACCGAACGUCUGAAGUAACGAAAGAGCCUGAAAUAACACCUAACCUGGACUGGCAAGAGUAUCAUCGAUUAAGCACAAUACACAAGUUCCUGGAUGAUAUGCAAGAUAAUCAUCCUUCUAUUUGCACUACGGGUGUCAUUGGAUCGUCGCUGGAAAACCGUGAGCUGAAGGUUCUGAAAGUGUCCAACAGUAACGUCGGUAACUCCAGUGUGUGGAUCGACGCCGGCAUUCAUGCGCGGGAGUGGAUCGCGCCCGCCGUCAACACUUAUAUGAUCAACUACAUCGUCAAAAAUUUUGAUGUGCUGCCCGAGUGCAUUACCAACAAGGAUUGGUAUUUUCUUCCAGUAAUGAAUCCAGAUGGCUACGAAUUUUCUCACACUAACUAUCGAAUGUGGCGCAAAAACAAGGCGUUCGUCGGCCAUGAAUGCGUGGGCGUUGAUCUUAACCGAAACUUUAGCUUUGGCUGGGGUGGUAAAGGCUCAUCAGAUGAACCAAAGAGUCCGUUUUACCAUGGUCCUCGUCCAUUUUCUGAACCUGAAUCAAGAGCUGUAAGAGAUAUGUUACAAUCAUCAGGGAUUAACUUUAAAGUAUACAUAACAUUGCACAGCUUCGGAGAAGUUAUUUUAUUUCCAUUCGCUUAUCGGGAUGAGCUCUGCCCAGACUACGUCCGUUUAUUAGAAGGGGCCACUGUGAUGUCAAAGGCGAUCUACGCAGCAAACGGCAACAUAUACAAAGUAGGCAUUUCUCGAGACGUCAUGUAUGGCGCAGCUGGUACCAGCUGCGAUUGGAGCUACGGAGAAGCCAAGAUCCCCUUCUGCUACCUUCUAGAACUUAGAAGCAAGAAGCACAAGUUCAGAUUACCACAGAUUGAAAUAGAAGAGACAGGCAAAGAAAUCCUCAGUUGUGUUAUGGCGUUAAUGAAUUUUGUAGAUAAUUAUGACAUAAAUGGUAAUCUUAUAGAAACGCUUGGCAUCAUCUUUCUAGCAAUAAACAUAUGGAAGGAAGAACGCAGCACAAUGGAUUUUUUCGUGGACAAGCCGCGGGUUGCCCAAGUCGCAUCCAUGCUGCAUGAGAGAGGCAUACCGUUCUCCGUGUCCAUCAGGGAUGUGGAUGAGCUGAAGAGUCGUGAGCAGGGCUCCACGGUCACUGUCAACGUCAGCACCACUGACAAGCCUGGGCAAUCGACUAAGGCGCCGUAUUCUUCAAUACAGUCAAUCUACAAGUGUCUGCCAUUGGUUGACUGUUGUUUACCCGCGAAAAUGGAUCUUCCAGGCGAGUGCAUGAACUGGAAUAGCUACCACGGGCUACGCACUAUUUACGGGUUCAUGGACGAUCUUGCGGCGGCAUACCCAUUUUUAUGCUGUUGCUGUGUCAUCGGGAAGACUGCUGAAGGAAGAGACAUUAAGCUCCUGAAGAUAUCAAAUGGCAAUCCAGACAACAAAUGUGUUUGGGUGGACGGUGGAAUCCACGCGCGCGAGUGGGUCAGUGUCGCCGUGACUACCUACAUCGCCAAUGAAAUCGUUCGUAAUUUCCACGCCAUGCCUGAAUGCAUCACCAAUAAAGACUGGUAUAUACUUGCAGUAAUGAACCCUGACGGUUACGUUUAUACGCACACCACGGAUCGAAUGUGGCGCAAAAACAGAGCGAAAUAUGGACAGUGUGUGGGAGUAGACCUAAAUAGGAACUUCAGCUACGGCUGGGGAGAGUCAGGGGAAGACGGCUCUUCUGAAGACCCUGGCAGCAUAUUCUACCGAGGACCGAAGGCUUUCUCAGAGGCCGAAACUGCGGCAGUACAGAAAGCGAUACUCGAGUCACAAGCAGAGUUCAAGGCGUUCCUCUCGUUUCAUAGCUACGGAGAAGUGAUUAUUUUCCCAUGGGGCUACACCAGCGACCCCUGCCCGGCCUAUGUGGAACUACUGGAGGGAGGCACUGUUAUGGCUAGGGCCAUACACGGCGUAAACGGGCGUACUUACAAAGUAGGAAGCACAAAAGACAUCAUGUACUACUCCGCCGGUACCAGUGUCGACUGGAGCUACGGUGUAGCCAACAUUCCCUAUUCCUACAUGAUCGAGCUGCCCAGUAAGCAACACCGAUUCCUCCUACCCAAGGAACAGAUCAUCCCAACAGCGAAAGAAGUAUUUUGUGGACUGACUGAGUUGAUGCAGUUCGUAGACAAGAGAAAUAAAUCGACGUCGGUCUGUUGUGUUUCUUCUAAGUUAUAGCACUGGUGUUUUUUUUUUGUAGCGGAAAUAAUUGAGAGUAUAACCCAUUUUAUUGUUUGGAGUUAGAUGAUACGAAUUUGCAUAGUGAGAUUUGGAUUAAACCAAUCUGCUUUUUAGUAUUUAUUUUACUGGUAUAUAUUUUAAUCACACUGUCGGAAGUAACUCAUUCAAAAAUGCUUAUUAGUCUUAUUAAAUUAGGUUGAUUUUAUAUUUUACAUGUAGAUACAGUGAAAUAAAACUUUUGUAAAUUACGUUUAUAAUCAAUGGGCUGAACCCAGUAAUGUCGUCAGAAACGCA
Molecule: messenger RNA, 2644 nt
Organism: Leguminivora glycinivorella
Lineage: Eukaryota; Metazoa; Arthropoda; Insecta; Lepidoptera; Tortricidae
Exons: 14
Coding region: 110-2347 (745 amino acids)
Biological process (GO): proteolysis
Molecular function (GO): metallocarboxypeptidase activity; zinc ion binding
Source: RefSeq, a predicted model, not a curated record